AAGAAAUAACCAAACGGGCCUCUUCUUUGAAGUAAAACCCUAAACCCUAGUAAAUAAGCCUCGAUCUCCCAUCAUCGUCAUCGUCGUCUUCAAUACAUCCAAAUCUUCCAAUUUCAGCUUCUGCAGAUUGCUCGAAAAUGGCUUCCAGAUGCAGCAGAAUCAUCAAUCGAGCUUCUCUUUCGUCUGUCAGAUCUGCGAUUAAGCCCAAAUUCCAAUCGGCCAAGACGUCGUCGUUCCACGCCUCCUCCCUCCCGUCCAGAUCCGCUUCCUCCCCGCUUCGACCAUUCUCCUUCUCUAGGUGCCCGUCGGAGUUGGGAUGCGCCGCAUCGAUGCUGCCGCUGCACAGCGCCGUUGCUACGGCGAGGAUGACGUCAUGCCUCAGCUCAACGUCUCGGGAUUCUAGGGCUCUUUCACAGGGUACUCUCUGCUGCACUUCUCCAGGCCUCUAGCAUGUCUUUUAUUACUCCCAAAUUACAAAAGAAAAGUUUGGUCUUUCGGUGCCAAGGUGACGACUUCUUGUGAAAGAAAAUGGAGCUUGUCAUCACUGCAGCAAUAUUCUGCAACAAUAACUUGUUGAACACCUAAAGAAUGAUCCCCCCCUCCCCCCUCCUCUAUGUAGCCAGGGUAGUGAGUGUUGUUUGGAUAUUGCAUUAUACACAUUGAUUUUUAUAUUCAAGAUUGUGCCUGACCAUACUCUCUGUUCU
This is a messenger RNA of Cuscuta campestris, 704 nucleotides long. Lineage: Eukaryota; Viridiplantae; Streptophyta; Magnoliopsida; Solanales; Convolvulaceae. The record is from the annotation of a GenBank genome assembly.